Camelina sativa (false flax) is the source of this 516-nucleotide messenger RNA. The record is from RefSeq and is a predicted model, not a curated record. NCBI's taxonomy places the organism in Eukaryota, Viridiplantae, Streptophyta, Magnoliopsida, Brassicales, Brassicaceae.
AUGUCUCAUUUACUAGCAGUCAAGAAGAUCAUCAAAUACGUCAAAGGAACAGUGAACUUUGGUAUUGUCUUCACCAAGGAUACCAAUACCAGUCUGAGCGGGUACUGCGAUGCUGAUUGGACAGGCUCUGUGGAUGAUCGUCGAAGUACAAGUGGAGGAUGCUUCUUUAUGGGCAACAAUCUGAUAUCGUGGCACAGUAAGAAGCAGAACAGUGUCUCAUUAUCAACCGCUGAGGCUAAAUACAUUGCCUUGGGCAGCUGUUGUACACAGCUCAUGUGGAUGCGUCAAAUGUCCGCCGACUAUGGAACUGGAGCUAUGACAGAUCAUGGAAAUCCUGGAAGAUAUAGAAGAUCAACAUACUGGAAAAUUGUGGGAAAUAGCUGCCUGUCAUGCCGGUCUAUCCAUCCUGUCAAACGUUGUCAUGAUUUGAGGAGGUCAAAGAGAUGUGAAGAGACAUGCACAUGCAUUCUGAGGUUCAAUGACCUGGGAAAUGACAAGCUUAGAAUCAGUGGCUGA